CUGAGGUCCGAACCUGGAGACAGAGAGACUCGGGGAACAUUACCAUCAUCAUUCCCUAAUAACUUCUAGGGUAUAAGUUGAAGUGUUUAAACCCUGUGAAUCUCUAGUAACCGGAACGAAAGUUGAUAAUCCAGAGAUAAUAAUAAUAACAAGAGAGUAAAGGAAGUAGAAACCAUGACGGAUGAUGUAGAAACAACAGAAUUAGGGUUAGCGAAACAAGAAAUAGAGGAGAACAAGAAGAAUGAAAAGGAAAAGGUGGAAGAGACUGUAACAAUGACUCCAUGGGAGCAACAUUCAGCUGUGAUCAGUAUGCCUCGAUUCGAUUACAACGCACCUUCUUCUCUUAUGGAGUACUCGCAUUCAGGAUUCUUUAUUACCUGCUCCAUCAAGCGAGAGAAAAGUGCCACGAAAGAAGUCAUUUCUGUUUUAGCAAAGUAUAUUAGGUCCUUGAGUACAUCUAGUUCUGAAAAUUCAGAAACGUCUAAUGCAAAGAAAAGAAAAAUAUGCACUGGGGAAGUAGGAAGUGGUAAUGGUGCGGAGAGCAAAAGGACUAACGAUGGAAGUGUUGGAAGUACUAGAGAGGCUACUCCAUCAUCUCCUAAGAUGGAUGUGAUUGAGGAAAAAGGAAUUCUAUCCCUGGUCAAGCUAACAAGAAGCGGUUUGCUUCUUUUUACAUUUCCUAGAAGCUGCUCUCCUGACACAGUCGAUAUUGUGUCGAAAAUAUUUGAGUCUUUAGGUUCUGAGAAUCUGAAGCCACUAGUUUGGUGUCAUCGUAUUUUUCCCAUCCAAGCAACUUGUUUACUGAAAGAAGAGGAUUUGCGGACUGUUGUAUCCAAGCUAGUCCAAGAUUUCGUGGGCCGUGAACAGAAUAAAUUUGAAAAACCUUUGAAGUUUGCAGUUGGUUAUAACAGAAGAGGGGUCGACGAGACAGAGAUGAAGAAUAAGAAGACUGACCCAAAGUAUACUGAUUUACUGGUGCUAUUAGACCGAAACAAGUGCUUCAGCGUUGUAGCUGGUGUAGUUAAAGAAAUAGUAGCAGAUGCUGUUGUGGACCUGAAAUCUCCAGAGCUGGGCGUAUUCAUCGAGGUGUUACCUGUUUCGGGGAUGCCCAACGGGUCACUAGUGGUUGCCGUUUCAGUUCUUCCACACAAUCUCUUCACUUCAAAGCCAAAGCUCUGUGUUAAAGCAUUAACCGCUGAUACCAAGACCGCAAAUGGAGAAAAUUGAAUUCUUCCACAAUGAUCUUAUCUAGUAUGUUCUAUCCAAAUGGAGGUGCAAAGCAACAACAAAACUCAGUACUGCUUAGUAUAACGCAGUAGAAAGCUCAGUGGUAAGAGUCUCAGAUUUUGAUACAGAACAAUCAGAUAAAACUGCAAUAUCAGAUGAUAAUGUUAAAUAUACAUAGACCAGUAGAUCAGUAUCCCCAUUGAAAAUUUAAUCUGUUUGAUGUCAACUUUUUUACAACGGGAGACAUGACUGUGUUGGUAUGGUUAGGGGCAUCCUAAUGUCUCUUGGCUGAGUAUGAAAAUUCAUUUUCUUUACUGCCACUGUGUCUGUUAUGGUAGUCGCACCUCAUAAAAUCUAAGAUAUCUAAGAUUGUGGCCA
Papaver somniferum (opium poppy) is the source of this 1605-nucleotide messenger RNA. RefSeq lists its product as uncharacterized. The transcript has 7 exons. The record is from RefSeq and is a predicted model, not a curated record. Gene Ontology annotation, biological process: tRNA modification. Gene Ontology annotation, molecular function: RNA binding. Lineage: Eukaryota; Viridiplantae; Streptophyta; Magnoliopsida; Ranunculales; Papaveraceae. The coding region runs from base 175 to 1227 and encodes 350 amino acids.